This is a messenger RNA of Schistocerca nitens (vagrant locust), 837 nucleotides long. RefSeq lists its product as uncharacterized. Bases 1 to 837 code for a protein of 278 amino acids. The transcript is spliced from 2 exons. Lineage: Eukaryota; Metazoa; Arthropoda; Insecta; Orthoptera; Acrididae. The record is from RefSeq and is a predicted model, not a curated record.
AUGGUGGUGUUGGCUGUGCUGGUGCUGUUUGUGCUGGUGUUGUUAGUACUGGCACUGCUAAAGGUGCUGGUGAUGGAGCAGGCACUAGGUGUCAUAGUAGUACAGAAGAUGGUGCAGGCUGUGGUGUUUAUUGCGAUAAUGGUGCUAGUGUUGCGGCUGCUGCUGAUGAAGCUGAGAAUUGUUAAAUUAUGGCAGGCAGGCAGGCAGGCGGGCAGCAGGCGGCGCCUCAGACGGCUCGACGGGACCCCUCGGCGCUGCUCGCUGCCCGCCUCAGCCGGCCGCCGCUGUAUCAAUGUUGUUGCUGGCGCCGCGGCGUCUGCUGAAGGCCGCAGCACGGAGCCGAGCCGAGCCGCGCUGUGUGUAUUCAGCUCACGCCCCGGCCCGGCGCGGCCUGCGCAGGUGUCGCCCGAGCCGCCGGCUGUUUGCGAAAUUAGCUACGUAAACCCCUCACGUGCUCAUCCAAUUACAAAGGCAGCCGCGUGCAAAUUGAACUCGGUGCCGCCGCGCGAAUAUUCUCUUUGUGGCAAAGGCGGCACGCCCCCGGUCCCGCCACCACCUCCCCCAGCUACACCCCCGCCUCUGCCCGGCGGUCCAGGCCCGCUCCUUUCCCUUCAGGCGGGUGACGGAAGGACAAGAACCACACGACACCCACCCACGCCUUCACCCCCACCUCCAUCUACACCACCGCGUCCAUCCACGCUGCCUCUGUCCCCGCGAGCGAUUGUUUUGCCGCGCAGUCCUCUGUCCGAGGAUGCGGCUUAUUUAGCUGUCUCCGUCCAGCCCAUACGUUCCCAGGAACGGUACGUUUGUAACGAUGCCUGCAUCCGCAACCUAUAA